CUUUCCGUCCUCCCUCCUCGCCUCGUCAGAGAGCACGGUCCAUGCUAUCAUGGCCAUCCACACCCUCCUUUUCACCCUCUUCGCCACGCUGAGCAGCGUGCGCGCAAUCACCGUCUAUGGUCAGACCGGACAGCAACACAUCGGCACUGCAACUGCAACAGGCACGAGCAGCGCCGCGCCCACCCCAACGUCAGCAGCAUAUGACGCGCGGAUACUCAACCCGCCCCCGCUGCCCAGCCCGCUGCCGGCGAACCAGUUCGGGAUCCAGCUGCCCGCGCAGGCGAGCGGCAUGAACGGGCUCUCGAUAAUGCAGAGCGGGGCAUUCUACGGGUUCUCGGUGGAGAUGUCGGUCGCGACACAAGUCAUUGGUCUGAACGGUACACAUAUCCAGCCGCCCUUCCUCAACCUUAUGUCGCUCGUGGCGGAGCGGGCCGGGCGCGUCCACGUCCGAGUGGGAGGUAACACGCAAGAAACCGCGCGUCUGGUGUUGAGCCUCGAUGACGGCAAGGCCAUCGAGAAGCAGAAGGUGGACACGAACAACCCUACGCAAACGCCCGCACUACUGUUCACGCCCGAGAUCCUGUACCUGCUCGCGAACAUCUCGUCGCUCGUGAACGUGAGGUGGUACCUGGGUGUCCCGCUCAACGACUCCUCGGACAUCCGGCUCGAGAUUGCGCAGUACGGGCAGCAGAUCCUGGGGGACAACCUCAUCGGCCUCCAGGUCGGGAACGAGCCCGAUCUCUACGCGCGGCAUGGGCACCGGCCCUCGACGUACGGACCGUACGACUACUUGGGCGAUUUCGGGAGCGUGCUGGGCGCGAUGAAGAACCAGAACCUCCGCACCGACCUCCUCCUUGGGCCGAGCUUGGCCACUGGCGACUGGACGCCCGAGAUGGUGUGGGACACCGGCUUCAUCAACACAUACAGCGACGCGCUCACAGCCCUGACCGUCGAGCACUACCCCGACGACAACUGCGCCGCGCUCUACGCCGGCUUUGGGGACCCGAAGGACCCGCAGGCGGAGUUCGCGAAGUACCUCGACCACAGCAUGGGCGUGAACACGAUCCAGCCGUACCUCAACUCGACGAUGAUCGCCCAGCAGGCCGGCAAGCCGUUCAUCAUGUUCGAGACGAACUCGGCCUCGUGCGGCGGCUUCCCGGGGAUCUCGACCAGCUUCGGCGCCGCGCUCUGGGCGUUGGAUUAUGGGCUGGAGAUGGCGGCGAGCAACUUCUCGCAUGCGUUGUUGCAUGUCGGUGGGCAGAAUGUGUACUAUAACCCCUUCACCGCGCCUCCAACGAACGAAACGUCCUACCACGAAUGGACCGUCGGCCCGAUCUUCUACUCGGUCCUCGCCGUCGCCGAGACGCUCGGGAACUCGAACAAGUCGCAGAUCAAGGACCUUUGGCAGAACAGCGGCUCGCUGUACACCCCGGGCUACGCCAUCUACGAGAACGGUAACCUCGCGCGCGUGGCGCUCGUCAACUUCAUGACGGACCCCUCAGGCGCGAACGAUUACACCGUCUCCAUCUCCGUCGGCGGGGGGGAGAGCGGCCAGCCUGCUGCUACGCCCGCAUCUGUGCAGGUCAAGUACCUGGUCGCGCCCUCCGUCGGCGAGAAGUUCAACAUCACCUGGGGCAACCAGACCCUGGGCGGCCAGUUCGAAGCCGACGGCACGCUCAAGGGCGACCUCCACCUCGAGACCGUGCAGUGCGACCAGCAGAACAACGUGUGCAAGGUCAAGGUGCCCGCGCCCGGAUUCGCGCUCGUGUUCAUGAGCGAGGACGCGGCGAAGGAGAGCGAGCCGGCGAGCACGGUCACGUUUGGGACGAGCGCGGUGACGAAGUACAAGAACACUGCGACGAUCGACCAGGCGGUGCUCGCGACGUCGAAUGGGAACAGGGGCAUGCAGGAGAUGCGCGGGAGCACGAGCUUUGGGAGCGGGAACGGCGCUGCGCGCACGGGCUAUCCGGGCGCCGGCGCGCUGCUGGCGGCUCUGGUCGGGGCUGCGGCUGUGAGGCGCGUACUGACUGGGCGGGUUUGAGCUGAGGAGUGCUGGACGGGGUGGAAGGCUCGUUGGCUAUGCACGUUUAGACAGAGACUAUCUGGAUUGUAAUACACUAGCAUAUAUUCACCUUGAAUAUCAACCAGUCUGUU
This is a messenger RNA of Dichomitus squalens LYAD-421 SS1, 2154 nucleotides long. RefSeq lists its product as uncharacterized. Bases 50 to 2041 code for a protein of 663 amino acids. The record is from RefSeq and is a predicted model, not a curated record. NCBI's taxonomy places the organism in Eukaryota, Fungi, Basidiomycota, Agaricomycetes, Polyporales, Polyporaceae. The transcript is spliced from 10 exons.